AUGGCUGCAAUCCUCAUUAGUCUCAUUUUGACGUGCAGUUUCUCUCAGGCAGUAGCUAUGACGAGCAAUGAAAAUGAGGUAAGUGGCUUAUCAACUUACAUCGUUCAAGUGAGGAGGCCAGAAACUGGAGUGUCAAUGCAAUCAUCAGAUAAAGAAAGCUGGUAUCAUUCAUUCUUACCAGUUACCACCCCAACCUCAAACCACCAACCACCACGAAUGGUGUAUUCCUACAGAAAUGUGGUUAGUGGUUUCGCUGCAAAACUGACACCAGAGGAAGUAAAAGCCAUGGAAACCAAGGAUGGGUUUGUAUCAGCCCAUGUUGAAAAAAAAUUGCCUCUUCACACAACUCACAGUCCUAGCUUCUUGGGUUUGCAACAAAAUUUGGGAUUUUGGAGAGAAUCAACUUAUGGCAAAGGAGUGGUUGUUGGAGUUUUGGACACAGGAGUAACUCCGGGCCACCCUUCAUUCAGUGAUAUAGGAAUGCCUCCACCGCCAGCAAAAUGGAAAGGGAAAUGUGAAUUCACUGGGACGGCUUGUAAUAACAAGCUAAUUGGGGCGAGAAAUUUCGGCGACGCUAGUCCUCCUCUUGAUGAGGAAGGGCAUGGAACUCACACUGCAAGCACAGCGGCUGGGAAUUUUGUGGAAGGUGCCAAUGAGUUUGGUCAGGCAAACGGCACGGCAGCUGGCGUGGCGCCUUUAGCUCAUUUGGCGAUUUACAAAGUUUGUGGUGAUGUUGGUUGUGCUGAGAGUGACAUUUUGGCUGCAAUGGACACUGCUAUUGAUGACGGUGUUGACGUGCUUUCGCUUUCACUUGGUGGUGGUUCUGUGCCAUUCUACGCUGACUCUAUUGCACUGGGUGCAUUUAGUGCUAUUCAAAAGGGCAUUUUCGUAAGCUGCUCAGCAGGAAAUGAGGGACCAUUUUAUCAAUCUUUGUCUAAUGAGGCUCCAUGGAUUCUUACAGUUGGAGCAAGCACUAUUGACAGAACCAUAGUUGCAUUAGCACAGCUUGGAAAUGGCCAAGUAUACGUUGGUGAAUCUAUAUUCCAGCCAAAAGACUUCCCUGUCAAGCAAUUGCCCCUCGUUUAUGCAGGUGCUAAUGGUAAUGAAUCAUCUGCAUGGUGCGCACCAGGAUCAUUGCAAAAUAGUGAUGUUCAGGGCAAGGUAGUGUUGUGUGAGAGAGGUGGAGGAAUAGCUAGACUUGAAAAGGGACAAGAAGUGAAAGAUGCUGGUGGUGCCGCCAUGAUUCUCAUGAAUGACGAGCUUAAUGCUUACAGUACCUUAGCUAAUCCGCACGUACUUCCAGCAACACAUGUCAGUUAUGCUGCAGGAUUGAGUAUUAAAGCCUAUAUAAACUCAACAUCCUCACCAACGGCCGCAAUCGUGUUUAAAGGAACUUCAAUUGGCAAGAAAUCUGCUCCUGAAGUUAGUGCUUUCUCCUCAAGAGGUCCUAGCUUAGAAAGCCCUGGAAUCUUAAAACCAGACAUUAUCGGACCAGGGGUGAACAUUUUAGCUGCCUGGCCAAUUUCCGUGGAAAACAACACCAACACAAAAUCAACAUUUAACAUGAUUUCCGGAACCUCAAUGUCUUGCCCUCAUCUAAGUGGUGUCGCUGCUUUGCUCAAAAGCGCACAUCCUGAGUGGUCACCAGCUGCAAUAAAAUCUGCCAUCUUGACAACUGCUGAUAUAUUGAAUCUUGAAGGCAAGCCCAUUAUUGACCAAAAUCUUCUUCCAGCAGACAUUUUUGCGGUUGGUGCAGGGCAUGUUAACCCAUCAAAAGCAAAUGAUCCGGGGCUUGUUUACGACAUCCAACCAGACGAUUACAUUCCCUAUUUAUGUGGCUUGAAUUAUACAGACCAACAGGUAGGAUCCAUUGUACAGCGUAAUCUACAGUGCUCAAAUGUGUCAAUCAUACCUGAAGCAGAGCUAAAUUACGCUUCAUUCUCUAUCAUAUUGAACUCUACAACUCCUCAGACAUACACAAGAACAGUAACAAACGUUGGCCAAGCUCAGUCAUCUUACUAUCCUAUGAUUGUUGCACCACCAGGAGUGGACGUAAGUGUGAAACCUGACGGGAUUAUGUUCACAGCGACGAACCAGACGGCGAAAUACUCCGUGACAUUCACAAAAAUUCAGAACAUUGAUGCAGAGUUUGCCCAAGGAUAUUUGAAUUGGUUUUCUAAUGAGCACACCGUCCGCAGCCCAAUAGUUGUGAUUUUUGAAUGA
Messenger RNA from Pistacia vera, 2223 nucleotides. RefSeq names its product subtilisin-like protease SBT1.2. Gene Ontology annotation, biological process: proteolysis. Gene Ontology annotation, molecular function: serine-type endopeptidase activity. The transcript has a single exon. NCBI's taxonomy places the organism in Eukaryota, Viridiplantae, Streptophyta, Magnoliopsida, Sapindales, Anacardiaceae. The coding region runs from base 1 to 2223 and encodes 740 amino acids. The record is from RefSeq and is a predicted model, not a curated record.